GACACAACAGAGGAAGAUGGAGCCCUCCGUGACGUUUCAGUGCUUCCUUUUCUUUUCUUUUUUUCGGAAUCGGAUAUGGAGCAGUAGUUGUCUGUUUUGGAUUCAUUUAUACUUUUAUAGCUUCAAGCUUGAGAAAUUGUGGUGAUGCCAUAUUAUCCGAUUGAGAUCUGUUACAGUUCCUCGACUGAAUAUAGGUUCGAGCUCUAGUCGACUGGGCCCAACCGCUCCAUCCUCUCCUCUCUCGUCUCAACAGCCACUCUCGAGAUGGACAAGCAGCAGCAGCGACAAUGGGACGAGUUGAACCUCGACUGUUUACUAAACGUGUUUGCAAGACUUGGAAUGGAGGAACUGCUCUACGAUGUCCCCUUCGUCUGCAAGUCAUGGCACAGAGCAAGCCACAAUCCUUCAUGCUGGCAGUCUCUUGAUUUUCCCGACAUUGAUCAUAGUGCCAUUGACAAGGAUGACUAUUCCGAUGAUUCCUCUGAGGAAGAUGAACCCAAACCUCGGGAACCCAAUUCUUUCUAUGAUAAGUUCGUGCACGUUUAUCCAAUUGAGAGCAGUCGUUUCUCUAUCAGUGGUAUUGUAAAGGUUGUCCUCAAGCGCAGCAACGGACUUGCCACUUCUCUUGGGCUACCCCGAAAUUGCGUACCCCAAGUUCUUACAUCUGUUUCAGAUGUGAUUCCCGGACUUAAGUUCUUGUCUCUUUGGUGCGACUACAAGCUCACAAUGCAGUACAAACUCGCACUUAGGGAACUGUUUACCAAGUGUACAAACUUGGAGACAUUGUCAUUGGAAAGCAGCUCCCGCAACUUCCGCCACCAGAAACUUAAUAGUUUUCUAAUCCUCACACAUCUUCGCUGCAAGAGUGUUGUUGAUUUGCGCGUGUUGAAUUCCCAGAUGUGUAAACACGACACAUUUGCGAUUUCCAGCAAGCUGCCCAAAUUAAAGUACUUGAGCUUUAGGAAGUGUGACAUGGAUCGAGACGGUAUCAUCAGCUUACUGCAGAGGUGCACAGAGAUGGUGGAUAUUUUUAAAGAGAUGGCAUCGGCUUUCUAGUAGUGUUCAAAUAUAAAUUGCCUGAAUCUUAUCUCCCAACUUUAGGUAUCAUAACUAUGAAAAAUGGCUAGUUGUGCGGAGGGCGCUUGCAGCUGAUGUGUGUGGAUUCGUUUACAGUUGAGAAAUGAAUUCGAAGUGGUCUUGUGCAAGCUUUGUGGUGGAACCUUAGAGACUGUACAAAAGAUCCGAGAUAGUGUUCAUUGAGUGGUUUCGCAUAUUGUAUCUACCCAUUUGUGCUUCCAGGGUGGCCGACACCAGUUCCUCAACAGCAACAAAAAUGCUUGUCCACCGUAGACUGUAUGUAACAGUUUAAACUCUAGUUCCACAUUACUCUUUGGUUACUUUCUGCAUUUGUGAUAUGAAGUUAUGAACAACCAACUUGUUUCUAGUGUC
Fragaria vesca subsp. vesca is the source of this 1449-nucleotide messenger RNA. RefSeq names its product putative F-box/LRR-repeat protein 23-like. The record is from RefSeq and is a predicted model, not a curated record. The transcript is spliced from 3 exons. Gene Ontology annotation, molecular function: protein binding. NCBI's taxonomy places the organism in Eukaryota, Viridiplantae, Streptophyta, Magnoliopsida, Rosales, Rosaceae. Bases 265 to 1056 code for a protein of 263 amino acids.